Pipistrellus nathusii (Nathusius's pipistrelle) is the source of this 5661-nucleotide messenger RNA. The record is from the annotation of a GenBank genome assembly. Lineage: Eukaryota; Metazoa; Chordata; Mammalia; Chiroptera; Vespertilionidae.
AUGUUAAAGGCUGUGCUGAAGAAGAGCCGAGAGGGAGGAAAGGGGAGCAAGAAGGAGCCAGGAGGUGACUUUGGUCCAGAGUCUUCCCCUCCCGUCCUGCCCUCUGGCCACGGUGGCGACUUCUCUGUGAGCAGCCUUCCCAUGGCUGAGGACACCUACAGGGUGAGCUUGGCCAAGGGCGUCUCCAUGUCCCUGCCGUCAUCACCUCUGCUGCCGCGACAGUCUCACUCGGCGCAAUCAAGAUCCAACAAAAAAUCCCCAGGUCCCGUCAGGAAGCCCAAGUAUGUGGAAAGCCCCAGAGUGCCUGGAGAUGCAGUUAUAAUCCCGUUCAGAGACGUGUCCCAGCCAACAGAGCCUAAUGAGAAUGAAGCAAAGGCGGAUAAUGAACCGAGCUGUUCGCCGGCAGCUCAAGAACUGUUGACAAGGCUGGGAUUUUUACUGGGAGAAGGGAUCCCAAGUGCCACACACAUAACCAUUGAAGAAAAAAAUGAAACCAUGUGCACAGCCCUGAGCCAAGGCAUCAGUCCGUGCUCCACACUAACAAGCAGCACCGCAUCUCCUAGCACCGAUAGCCCCUGCUCCACCUUGAAUAGCUGUGUCAGCAAGACGGCAGCCAACAAAAGUCCCUGUGAGACCAUUAGCAGCCCUAGUUCCACCCUGGAGAGCAAGGACAGUGGAAUUAUAGCCACGAUUACAAGUUCAUCCGAAAAUGAUGACCGGAGUGGCUCCAGUUUGGAAUGGAAUAAGGACGGAAGCCUAAGGUUAGGGGUGCAGAAGGGAGUGCUCCAUGAUCGGAGGGCAGAUAAUUGUUCCCCAGUGGCGGAAGAGGAGCCGGCUGGGUCAGCAGAGAGCGUGCUGCCCACAGCUGAAGCCCCCGGAGGAGAUGGUCCAGUCCCUUACUCCCAGAGCUCCAGCUCGCUAAUAAUGCCACGGCCCAACUCAGUUGCAGCGACGAGCUCAACCAAAUUGGAAGAUCUGAGCUAUUUAGACGGGCAGAGAAAUGCUCCUCUUCGGACGUCCAUUAGAUUACCGUGGCACAGCACGGCCGGAGGUAGGGCGCAGGAAGUCAGAGCACGAUUUGCUCCCUACAAGCCGCAAGAUAUCUUGCUGAAGCCCCUGCUGUUUGAAGUACCGAGCAUCACCACCGACUCCGUGUUUGUGGGGAGGGAGUGGCUCUUCCAGCAGAUAGAGCAGAGCCUGCGGAACCCGGAGCAGGCGGAGAACCGCGGGGCAGUGGUGGUGGGGAGCGUGGGCUUCGGGAAGACGGCGAUCAUUUCCAAGCUGGUGGCGCUGAGCUGCCACGGAAGCCGCAUGAGGCAGAUUGCUUCCAACAGCCCCGGCUCGUCACCUAAAACUUCAGAUUCCUCCCCGGAUCUUCCAUUCACUCCACUGCUCUCACCGAGUACUUCUCCCGGUGGUACCACCACAGCCAAAACGCCUGCUGGGUUGGGAUCUGACUCUUCUGAAAACCAGAGACCGAGAGAGGAUGCAGCAAAACACCUCGCAUCCAAGGUGGUGGCCUACCACUACUGCCAGGCGGACAACACGUACACGUGCCUGGUGCCCGAGUUCGUGCACAGCAUCGCGGCGCUGCUGUGCCGGUCCCAUCGGCUGGCCGCCUACAGGGACCUGCUGAUCAGGGAGCCCCAGCUGCAGAGCAUGCUGAGCCUCCGGUCCUGUGUGCAGGACCCCGUGGCUGCCUUCAAGAGGGGAGUGCUGGAGCCGCUCACAAGCCUGAGAAACGAGCAGAAAAUUCCUGAAGAAGAAUACAUUAUCCUGAUCGAUGGCCUAAAUGAAGCCGAGUUUCAUAAACCUGAUUAUGGAGACACGCUUUCUUCAUUUAUUACCAAAAUUAUCUCUAAGUUUCCUGCCUGGUUGAAGUUGAUUGUGACUGUAAGAGCAAAUUUUCAGGAAAUCGUCAGCGGGCUGCCAUUCGUCAAGCUCUCCCUGGACGACUUUCCUGACAACAAGGACAUUCACAGCGACCUGCACGCCUACGUCCAGCACCGGGUGCACAGCAGCCCGGACAUCCUCAGCAACAUCUCCCUGAACGGCAAGGCGGACGCCGCCCUCAUCGGGAAGGUGAGCAGCCACCUGGUGCUGCGCAGCCUCGGCUCCUACCUGUACCUCAAGCUCACCCUGGACCUCUUCCAGAGGGGCCACCUGGUCAUCAAGAGCGCCAGCUACAAGGUGGUGCCCGUGUCGCUGUCCGAGCUCUACCUGCUGCAGUGCAACAUGAAGUUCAUGACCCAGUCCGCCUUCGAGCGGGCGCUCCCCAUCCUGAACGUGGCCCUCGCGUCCCUCCACCCCAUGACGGACGAGCAGAUCUUCCAGGCCAUCAACGCCGGCCACGUCCAGGGGGAGCAGGGCCGGGAGGACUUCCAACAGAGGAUGGAGGCCCUCUCCUGCUUCCUCAUCAAGCGGCGCGACAAGACCCGCAUGUUCUGCCACCCGUCCUUCAGGGAGUGGCUGGUCUGGAGGGCGGAUGGUGAGAACACGGCCUUCCUGUGCGAGCCCAGGAACGGGCACGCUCUCCUAGCGUUCAUGUUCUCUCGACAAGAGGGCAAGCUGAACCGGCAGCAGACCAUGGAGCUUGGGCACCACAUCCUGAAGGCACACAUUUUCAAGGGCCUCAGUAAGAAGACGGGGAUCUCCUCGAGCCAUCUCCAAGCCCUGUGGAUCGGGUACAGCACGGAGGGGCUGUCUGCCGCGCUAGCCUCGCUCAGGAACCUCUACACGCCCAACGUGAAGGUGAGCCGGCUCCUGAUUUUGGGCGGGGCCAACGUGAAUUACAGGACGGAAGUGCUGAAUAACGCCCCGAUCCUGUGCGUCCAGUCUCACCUUGGCCACGAGGAGGUGGUCACUCUGCUCCUGGAGUUUGGUGCCUGCCUGGACGGCAUGUCUGAGAACGGCAUGACUGCCCUCUGCUACGCGGCCGCCGCCGGCCACAUGAAGCUGGUGUGCCUGCUGGCCAAGAAGGGGGCGAGGUUGGACCACUUGGAUAAGAAAGGCCAGUGUGCACUGGUGCACAGCGCUCUGCGGGGCCACAGCGACGUGCUGCAGUACCUGCUGGCCUGCGAGUGGUCGGCGGGUGCUCCGCAGCCCGGUGCGCUGAAGAAGAGCCACGCCCUGCAGCAGGCACUGACGGCGGCCGCCAGCAUGGGCCACAGCGCGGUGGUCGAGUGCUUGCUGGGACUGGAAAAGGAACAUGAAAUAGACGUCAAUGGCACCGACACGCUGUGGGGAGAAACAGCCCUGACGGCCGCUGCCGGACGGGGGAAGCUGGACGUCUGCGAGCUGCUGCUGGAGCGCGGAGCGGCCGUGUCCCAGGCCAACAGGAGAGGCGUCCCGCCGCUGUUCUGCGCCGCACGCCAAGGGCACUGGCAGAUCGUGAGGCUGCUGUUGGAACGCGGCUGCGAUGUGAACCUGAGUGACAAGCAGGGCCGGACCCCCCUCAUGGUGGCCGCAUGCGAAGGGCACCUGAGCACCGUGGAGUUCCUCCUUUCCAAAGGUGCCACCCUUUCUUCUCUGGACAAAGAGGGUUUGUCAGCAUUGAGCUGGGCUUGUCUGAAAGGCCACAGGGCCGUGGUCCAGUUCCUGGUUGAGGAAGGAGCCGAGAUAGACCAGAUGGACAAGAACGGCCGCACCCCCCUGGACCUGGCGGCCUUCUACGGCGACGCAGAGACCGUGCUGUACCUGGUGGACAAGGGCGCCGUGAUCGAGCACGUGGACCACAGCGGGAUGCGUCCCUUGGACAGGGCCAUCGGUUGUCGGAACACAUCGGUCGUGGUCACGCUGCUGAGGAAAGGAGCCAAACUAGGAAAUGCUGCCUGGGCGAUGGCUACCUCCAAGCCUGACAUUCUGAUUAUACUUUUGCAGAAGUUGAUGGAGGAAGGAAACGUGUUGUACAAAAAAGGGAAGAUGAAGGAGGCAGCCCAGAGGUACCAGUACGCCCUACGGAAGUUCCCUCGAGAAGGACUUGGAGAGGACAUGAGGCCCUUCAAUGAACUAAGAGUUUCUCUCUAUCUCAACUUGUCUCGCUGCCGAAGAAAAACAAAUGACUUCGGCAUGGCGGAAGAAUUUGCUUCCAAGGCGCUCGAACUGAAACCAAAGUCCUAUGAAGCCUUUUAUGCCAGGGCGAGAGCGAAGAGAAACAGCAGGCAGUUCACGGCAGCCCUGGCGGACCUGCGGGAGGCCGUGAAGCUCUGCCCCACCAACCAGGAAAUCCGGCGGCUCCUGGCCCGCGUGGAGGAGGAGUGCAAGCAGGUGCAGAGGAGCCAGCAGCAGAAGCAGCAGUGCCCGCCGCCCGCCGCUCCCACGGACUCGGACAACGAAGAGGAGGCCCCGGCCCCGGCCCCGGCCCCGGGGCCCGAGGAUCCCUUCCCCCUGGCGGAGGCCGAAGAGGAAACGUCUCCGCAGGACGGCCCGGUUUCCCUGGCUCCCAGGCCCCAUCCCUCCGCCCCGUCCCCCUACAUCCGGAACCUGCAAGAAGGGUUACAGGCCAAGAUGAGGCCCGCCUCGCCACAGAACCCACAGAACCAGCACCGGCCCGGGGCCACCCAGCCCCCGCGGGAGCCGGUGGCGCAGCCGGGGCUGGUGGUGCAGCCCACCAAGCAGGCGCAGAUCGUGAAGACCAGCCAGCACCUGGGCGCCGGGCCGGCGGGCGCUAGGGGCGGGAGCAUGAGGCUGCAGGGCUCCUCCCCGCAUCCUCCUCCGAGCCCCAUGCCCGUCCGGGGCUCCGGAGCCCCCCCGGGUGGCAGAAGCCUGCACCCGCACCCGCACUUGGCGGAGGGCGCAGGCCCGUUCUCCUCCGCAGGGCCGGGUCCGGGCCGGUUCGUGGAGCGGCUGGGCCCGGGCCAUGGGGUCCAGAUGCAGCACAGCGACAGCGGCGCCGCCUACCCGCUGCCCAGCAAGAUCAAGAGCGCCGAGCGGCUGCUGGCUCACGCCCCCGGGACCCUGGAGGGAGCCUCGCUUGGCCACGGCCACGGCGGGCAGGUGGGUGGCAGCGACCUGCGGCACCCCGCCUCCCUCAGCAGCUCCGGCUCCUCCGGGUCCCCCUCCAGCAGCAUCAAGAUGUCCAGCUCCACCAGCAGCCUGACGUCCAGCAGCAGCUUUUCCGACGGCUUCAAGGGCCAGGGGCCCGAGGCCCGAGGCAGAGACAAGGCUGCUCCCCAGGUGCAGAGCGGCACCGCCGAGCACAGACCCCGCAACACGCCGUUCAUGGGCAUCACCGAUAAGACGGCCCGGUUCCAGCAGCAGCAGCAGCAGCAGCAGAGCCAUCCUCCCGGCCGCGCCUGGCACGCUGCUGCCGGGCCCGAGGGGCUGCUGCUGCCGCACACCCCUGCAGCCGGCCUGCAGGCCUCGAACCCGGAGAGGGCCUCCCUCAAACAGGCGGCAGCCGGGUACCACAGCCAAGCCAGGUCCGGCGCCGUGCCCACCCUGGGCGGCAGCAUCCACAAUGGGGCCCCCAGGGAGGAGCUAGAAGAAAGGAAGGGCCCGGGUCCAGCCCACUGCCAAGACAGCAGGGUGGCCAAGACUGUGUCCCAUCUGUACCAGGAGAGCAUCUCCAAGCAGCAGCCCCCGCACAUCGGUAGCGAAGCCCACAGGAGUCUCCUCCCCUCCGCCAAGCCAAAGCGGUCCUUCAUAGAGUCAAAUGUGUGA